AAUUGGCAAGAGGACCUGUAUAAAGAGUCGAAACAGCAAGGUUUGUCAACGUCCAGGCAAAGUGGGCUUCGUCAGCUGUUUAAUUUAUUUAGUCAACAUUAGCGUCGUGAGUCUGGCUCGGCAUUUGCAACGGUUCAGAAGAAUAUGGUUGUAAAUCUCUGUCUGCCACAGUUUUACACGACAGUCCAUUGCAACAAGCUGUGUGCAGAUGGCUAUGAUGUCACAAAUCUUGUGUCAGCUGACCCCGCUGUCCGGAGGCGUGGCUUCAAGCUGGAGUACUUUCUGCGUCCACCUGUACAGGUGACGUUGAAGUUUGGCUUCCAGGUGGAGCUCUGCAGGGUGGAUGUGGAGCUGUGGCCCUGGGGUAUGGACCGCGGACAGGCCUGCAAGAGGCUGGAGAUCAGCACCAGCUCUGAUUCACUUGCUUCGCAGAAUUUUAGUCAAGGCCACAAGCAGGUUGAUCAAAAGGAACAAGUGCAGAUAAAGGACCAGAGUGAACAGAACAAAAAUAAACGAGAAUAUGACAGUAAAUCUUGCCAAAGUAAUGGCCACCAGUGGAGUCUUCAGGCCCAACAAUGGGGUGCAGAGACUCUAGAUGGGCGUCAACAUAAAGGGCAUACAUACAAGAGGCAGAUGGCCAAAGAGCACACUCAAACAAAUGCUGAAUCCAGCCAACCUGAGGCAGAGUUUAGACUGGUAGGUCGUUGUGAACUUAAAGAAGAAACCCAAGUCUGUUUUUCGCGUUCGAAUUUUAGUCCCCGGCCUCCAUUCCUCUCUCCACCCCCUCCACAACCUGCAAACUGUCGGCAAGAGGAGCUCUGGAGCCGGGGUCUGCUCUCGUUGGGCGCUGUGACGCAACUUCGUGUGACUGUGCCAUUUGGCGGUGCAGCAUCGGCUUUGGGGCUCAAGGCUUUGACCGUGUGGGGACAGCCUGCUCGCUGCUGCCCUGCAGAAGACGUGGAGAGGAUUAAAAGUGUCCAUGAGGCCAGUGUAAGACAGCUGCCACGAACUGUAUUUUUUGCCCCCUCUGUCAGACAAAGAAACCAACCACUGCAAGCAGCCACACCUCCAAGCAAUCUUUCCAUCCCAGAAGAGUUCCUUGACCCAAUAACCCAGGAAGUAAUGACGCUGCCUAUGCUGCUGCCCGGUGGUGUGUCAGUGGACAACACCACUCUGGAGGAGUACCAGAAGAGGGAGGCCACUUGGGGUCGUGCCCCGAACGACCCCUUCACUGGGGUCCCGUUCACUUCAAACUGCCAGCCUCUUCCUAACCCCCAACUGAAAACCCGCAUCGAUCACUUCCUCCUGCAGAGAGGGGAGGUGAGGAGGGACGGGAUGUUGGGGAGACAAGGAGAGGGAGAGAAUCCACAAGCCUCAAGACUUAUACCCUCCAAGGUAGACGGACAGUCCCAGAACUCUACGUGUCUCAGCAAAAGCUCAAUAACCAAUACUUCUAUUCAAUAUAAUGCUGGAACUAGAAACACAAAAAAAACUGCACAGAUAGAAGACACUGGAUUAGGACAUUCAUCAGAUAAUGGGAAUCAUACAACUAACUCCCAGCCUCUUACUACAGAUGGUGAAUCAGAGUUAGAUAGAAGGAAGAAACGAGGUCUAAGUGGAAUUUCUAAAGAGUCAACAGAAGAGUUGACAACUGAGAAGCAACUACUACCUCAAACAAAAAGACCAAGAAAUGCUGCGGUUUCAGCCCCCAGCUGCAGCUCCCAUGAGGAGCGUUUGUCGGCAAGCCUGGAUGAAGCCCUUUUCUCUGCCCUGCAAGGCAGACCAUCCUUCACCUCAAACUUGUCUCAGCAGAGACGGGUUACUCCUGACUCUGAGCCAGCGAAAACCACACAGCAGUGCCAGAGUUCAGGCUCUCCGAGUGUCUGUACAGGUGAGAAGACAUGCUCUGCGUGUUCCUGUUCAGUCUCUGCUUACUCCACGUCUGUAUCAUCCAUCUAUCGUCUAACCUGUAGUCACUUGCUCUGCCAUGCCUGCCUGCGGAGGCAAUCAAAUCGGCUAAACUUAGUCACUGCAGUAACAUCCAGUCACAUCUUGUGUCCCGCCUGCCAAAGCCCUACCCCACGCAGUGACAUCAUACGUGUGCAUCACUGACAGAUGGAGUAAAAAGACAAAGUUACGAACUUCAAAAGUCUGCCAGGAAAUGAGGAGGAUUGUUGUCAAGGUGAAAACAGGGUUGUACUCCAGAUGUGGCGUUGUGACCGUGUUGAACUCAAAAUGAAGAAAAUAUAGAAUAUUUUGUAUUAAUUCUUAUCCAUGUGCGUUACCAAACACUGAGGACUUCAAGUCUAGCACUGUGUUAUAUUCCUUAGACUUGCCUUGGACCUGUGGCGUAACAAAAUCAGAUUAUACAGACCAAACAGGUUUUUAAUGUCCACAGCUGAAGAAAGGACAUCAGUGAAAGGAAAGACCUUUUGUAAAAUCUUGCAUUUGAGAAUGUGAAAAAUAUAUAUAUAAAUAUAUAAAAGUCUUGUCCUCAUCUCUUCCACCCCCUCUUCCCAUCUUAGCCUUUUCAUUCAGCAUUGAAGUCUAGUUGCAGCCUUGGUUCAGCAGCCUUUGUGGAGACCCUGGAUGUGUUGAGGAUGCACAAAGAAAAAGGUUGAGGGACAGAAGUACUGAGAGCAACAGGCCAGAAGAAUUAAUCUCCAAUCGAGUCCAUCCAAGGUUGUGUGGUCAUUGUGCAGAAACAGACGGGGUCUUGCUUAGCUCAGCUGACGUCCUGAUGCCAUGUCCUUAUCUCAGACCCCUCCCUUCUAUCUUUCUUCACUUUAUUCACCACUUUACACUCUUUACACUCCCUACACUCUUGCUUAGGUUUAGAGGGUAAAAACAGGCAGAAAAUGUAAUGAUGAGGAAUUAUUGGAUCUGACUAUGUACAAAUUUUUUAUUAUGUUUUUGGUGUGUUAAUAUUAAACUGUAUCUGCUUCCAUGAAUUCCCACAGUGGCAAAUGUUCAUCAGGUAGCAUUAAAAGGUGUAGUGUUAGGAAAGAAAAUGACAAUGUUUCCUGGCUGAGACUACAUGUCCUCCUGAGUGUCCUUGCCCACAUAUUUGCUUUCUGCC
This is a messenger RNA of Seriola dumerili (greater amberjack), 3079 nucleotides long. It is a transcript of the gene ubox5, whose product is annotated as U-box domain containing 5. Bases 145 to 2112 code for a protein of 655 amino acids. The record is from RefSeq and is a predicted model, not a curated record. Gene Ontology annotation, biological process: protein polyubiquitination. The transcript is spliced from 7 exons. Gene Ontology annotation, cellular component: nucleus. Lineage: Eukaryota; Metazoa; Chordata; Actinopteri; Carangiformes; Carangidae. Gene Ontology annotation, molecular function: ubiquitin-ubiquitin ligase activity; ubiquitin protein ligase binding.